Molecule: messenger RNA, 2085 nt
Organism: Phragmites australis (common reed)
Lineage: Eukaryota; Viridiplantae; Streptophyta; Magnoliopsida; Poales; Poaceae
Product: sphingosine kinase 2-like
Exons: 10
Coding region: 162-1616 (484 amino acids)
Biological process (GO): sphingosine biosynthetic process
Cellular component (GO): cytoplasm; membrane; intracellular membrane-bounded organelle
Molecular function (GO): kinase activity
Source: RefSeq, a predicted model, not a curated record
GUUCCCAUAAGAUCCAACACGUCAAGCCCGUCCGCCCAUUUCCACAUCGAUCGCCUCGUCCGUGUCCUUCUGCUCUGCCUCCUGCGUGCGCGCCACUCCCUUGUCAAGCGCCAAAACCUCCGCCAUCGCCACGUUCUUCCCUCCGGCGCUACCGCUAGGCCAUGGAGGACCACGCCACGGCCAAUGUCCGCGUGGACGGCGCGCCGGCGGAAGCCACGCUCGGCGGCGGGUUGCUGCGGUGGCGCGGCGCUGCCGGCUGCCGCGGUGCGGCGGAUCGGAGCCUGUCGCUGGAGGGCGACGUGCUCGGGGUCGAGGCGAGGGGGAAGGAGGUCGUCGUGAGGGCCUUCGUGGCGGCGAGCGCGGGAGGGAAGCGGUGCAGGAGGGACUUUGUGUUCGAGAUGGCGGACGGCGAGGGCGCCGCCGCGGCCUUGGGUGAGAGGCUGGGACGUUGCCUGGACUCGUUCGGUACGUGCGGCCGACCGAAGAGAUUGUUUAUCUUCGUCAACCCUUUUGGAGGCAAGAAAUGCGCGAAGAAGAUCUACGAGACAGAAAUCAGGCCCCUGUUUGAGGCUGUCGGUGUCAGCAUCACAAUGCAAGAGACCCAGUACCAGGGGCAUGCCCGGGAGGUGGCGUCUUCUCUUGACCUUGCAAAGUACGACGGCAUUGUCUGCGUUAGUGGUGACGGUGUCCUCGUGGAGGUAGUGAAUGGAAUUCUGCAACGAACAGACUGGGAGGAGGCGAUAAUGAUGCCAAUUGGGGUAGUUCCAGCAGGUACAGGGAACGGCAUGGCUAAAUCACUUCUCCAUGCUGCCAGUGAGACGUACUCAGUUUCGAAUGCUGUAUUUGCCAUUAUCAAAGGUCACACGCAGUCCUUGGAUGUCUGUACCAUUUUGCAGGGGGAGAAGAAAUUUUUCAGUGUCUUGUUAAUGACUUGGGGUUUGGUGGCUGAUAUAGAUAUCGAGUCAGAGAAAUACAGGUGGAUGGGAAGUGCGCGCUUUGACUUCUAUGCUGUGCUUCGCAUAAUGAACUUGAGGAAAUACUGCGGAAGCAUUCAGUUCGUGCCUGCCCCAGGCUAUGAGGCAUACGGAGAGCCUGUCGAGCAAGUCGACAAUUGCAUCGUAGAGUGUCAGGAGCAAAACGGAAAAUGUCACCUGUCUUCUUAUCCAGGUCCCUCGGAUGGGUUUAAAGGUUCAGACUGGAGAUUUGUUCACGGUCCAUUCGUUGCAGUUUGGAUCAACAACGUGCCAUGGGCUGCUGAGGAUAUCAUGGCAGCUCCUGAAGCAAAGUUCUCAGAUGGCUAUAUGGAUGCAGUCAUAGUCAGAGAUUGUCCAAAGGCUGAUCUUUUAGCUCUGCUGAUGAAGAUGAGCGAUGGGAGCUAUGUGAAAUCUCCGUAUGUUACAUAUCUAAAGGUGAGAUCUUUUCAGUUAUCACCAGGCCAGCUUGUCGAGAACCCAAAAAGGGGUGGCAUCAUAGACGUGGAUGGCGAGGUAAUUGCCAGAGGAGAAGGAACAUAUGGCAAAAACCAGCAUCAAGAUGUGAUGGCUUAUGGCCCUCCUAUUCAGCUGACAGUGCACCAAGCAUUGGCCACCGUAUACUGCCCUUCCAAACUUCGCUGAAGAUGGGCAUAGCCGAAACUUUAUCAUCAAAUUAGUUGCUAACAAAUUCAAAGUUUAAGCCCAAAAAAUGAACUUGAAAACCAACUGGGAAAUAAUCUUGCCAAAUUUUCGCAACAACCCAAGUGGAAGUCAAAUAUAAGUUAACAUUUUCAUCAACUUUGGCAUGCAUGUAUGCCAAAACAAACAUCCCCAAAUGAUCAUUCCUCCCCCCACCCCCCCUUUUCUCCUCACUCCCAAGGUUUAUUCGUUUGUGCCAAUUGUUCUUAUAAUUUUAUUGUUGUUCAACAUUGAUCUCUCGUUGUAAUAAUUCUAUUUGUUGCGUAUAUUCGCACAAUUUCUGAGUUUUUUCUGAACAUAGUGUAAUGGCACUGAAUAUUCAUAGUGAUCUAUUCCCGUUUACGACGAGAAGAUCAUGGAAUGUGCCACGUCAAAGAAAUUUGUCUAUAUAUUUUGUACAGAUCCGAACUAU